Daldinia childiae is the source of this 1110-nucleotide messenger RNA. Its product is annotated as molecular chaperone DnaJ. Bases 1 to 1110 code for a protein of 369 amino acids. Lineage: Eukaryota; Fungi; Ascomycota; Sordariomycetes; Xylariales; Hypoxylaceae. The record is from RefSeq and is a predicted model, not a curated record. The transcript has 2 exons.
AUGUCGUCUCUCCCACCUGACCCAUACAAGAUCCUCGGUGUAUCCAAAGACGCUCAACUAUCAGAGAUUCGAUCUGCCCACCGGAAGCUGGUGCUGAAAUGCCAUCCUGACAAGGUCCAAGAUCCCAAGCUGAAGGAAGAGAAGCAAAAAGAAUUUCAGCAAGUCCAGCAGGCUUAUGAACUACUAAGCAAUGAGGCCGAACGGACCAGAUACGAUGAUAAAGUCAAACUCGAGGAGCUGAGAAGAGAUAGGGGAAUGACGUCGACAUCGACGUCGUCUCCUCGUACUUCGAAGCGUUCUGAAACCAAAUACCACUUUGAUGUUCGUGAAGCUGAACCUCGGCCAACAACAUUUGCUGGCUCACCUAGCUCCCACAAUGUAUAUGGCCAUACGCCUCCAUCCCGCUCCUGGGAUGAGGAUAUACAUGCUAGGAAAUUCGAUGAGAAGGCUCGUUACGCAAGGAAGACGGCGAGCUAUGAGUAUGAGAGAGAGAAACCCUCUAGGAAAGACGAGGAGCGCCGGAGACGAAGAGAUGAGGAAGAAUGGAACCGUGAGAAGGACAAGGCAAAGGAAAGAGAAAGGGAAGAGCGGUUAAAGGAGCGCGAGCAUCGAGAGCCUAAGAAGGAGAAGGAACGGCGCAAAGAUGAACGAAAGGAGGACAAGAAGCGAUCCGAUAAGGACCGUCGCAAAGAAACCGAAGACAAGCAUCGCCGUCACAAGUCUCCCUACAUAGAAGUAUGCCCAGACGACCAAGAAGAGGUCAUCUAUACGACGUCAUCUUCUAAGUCGGAGAAGAAGAAGCCUAGUAGCAGCCGGAAGUAUGAAGAGGUACCCAGUGCCCCCCCGCCCCGAGAAACAAGUCGUCCACCAUCAACUACCGACCGCGAAAGGAAGAAUUCGGAAACUUUGGAGUCUGCAAUUCGGUACCUGAGCAGAUCCGGUGGAAAGCCACCAACGCUCAACCGGGCGCAGACAUAUCAUCCGGAAUUCUCGGUUCGGCAUAUCACUCCGAUCGCCGUGCCAACGCCGCCGCCUGCUGCUGCUUCGGCAUUUGCACCUCCGCCUAUGGCCAAUGCUAGGGAUGUACCAUUGUGGAUGAAGACCCUAUGA